Messenger RNA from Tupaia belangeri chinensis (Chinese tree shrew), 1211 nucleotides. Its product is annotated as dehydrogenase/reductase SDR family member 4. The coding region runs from base 77 to 916 and encodes 279 amino acids. Gene Ontology annotation, molecular function: carbonyl reductase (NADPH) activity. The record is from RefSeq and is a predicted model, not a curated record. NCBI's taxonomy places the organism in Eukaryota, Metazoa, Chordata, Mammalia, Scandentia, Tupaiidae. Gene Ontology annotation, biological process: retinal metabolic process. Gene Ontology annotation, cellular component: peroxisome. The transcript has 8 exons.
GGCGGCGAGUCCCUAGUCCUGCCCCUUGCCCUACCUCCCCUGGGAGGAUUAGAGCCAAUCCCUAAUUUCCCCAGCCAUGGAGAAGGCGAGGCUGUUGCUAGUCGGCUGUGCCAGCGCGUGGAAAUCAGUACGGAUGGCCAGCUCAGGGGCGACCCACCGGGAACCGCUCGCAAAUAAGGUGGCCCUCGUAACGGCCUCCACCGAUGGGAUCGGCCUGGCCAUCGCAAGGCGACUGGCCCAGGAUGGGGCCCACGUGGUCAUCAGCAGUCGGAAGCAGCAGAACGUGGACCGGGCAGUGGCUGCGCUGCAGGGGGAGGGGCUGAGCGUGACGGGUACCGUGUGCCAUGUGGGGAAGGCCGAGGAGCGGGAGCGGCUGGUGACCACGGCUGUGAACCUUCAUGGAGGUAUCGACAUCCUGGUCUCCAAUGCUGCUGUCAACCCUUUCUUUGGAAACCUAAUGGAUGCCACCGAGGAGGUGUGGGACAAGAUCCUGGACAUCAAUGUGAAGGCCGCAGCCCUACUGACAAAGGCAGUGGUACCAGAGAUGGAGAAACGAGGAGGCGGCUCAGUGGUGCUUGUGUCCUCCUUAGGAGCCUUCAGUCCAUUUCCUGGCCUGGGCCCUUAUAAUGUUAGUAAAACAGCCUUGGUGGGCCUCACCAAAAACCUGGCCAUAGAGCUGGCCCCAAAGAACAUUAGGGUGAACUGCCUGGCUCCUGGACUCAUCAAGACUAACUUCAGCAGUGCGCUCUGGAAAGACAAGGCAAGAGAGGAAAGUAUAAAAGAAUACAUGCGGAUAAGAAGGAUAGGCAAACCGGAGGAGUGUGCAGGCAUCGUGUCUUUCAUGUGCUCUGAAGAUGCCAGCUACAUCACUGGGGAGACAGUGGUGGUGAGUGGAGGAAGCCCAUCCCGGCUCUGAGGACCUGGAGACAGCCCACCAUGGCAGAGAGUGGGCUCCCACUCCUGGGUGCUGGCCCAGCAUUCAUCCACUGUCCUUCCCUACAUCUGCCUAUCAUCUUGCUCACCCACCACAUCAGUUCUGCUCUGUGAAGAGAAACAGCCUGCUCAGCCGUCCAGGUGUGUGCUGAGGAUUCCCACUGUUGCUGUGGCCUUGGCUAAAGCCUUCCCCUGAGAAUACAGGACAGGCCUGAUGAGAAGGCCGAGUCUACUUUGGCAAAGAGCAACUAAUACAUUUUUUUCUGGGCCUCUGGAAA